Molecule: messenger RNA, 843 nt
Organism: Tetrahymena thermophila SB210
Lineage: Eukaryota; Ciliophora; Oligohymenophorea; Hymenostomatida; Tetrahymenidae
Exons: 2
Source: RefSeq, a predicted model, not a curated record
AUGAUAAUUUAUAAAACUGAUUAUUUUGAAGUAUCACAUAACUCUAUCUAGCCUUAAACAAAACUUUACCAAGAAAAUUAAAGUAUAUAUCACUAAAACUAUGUAAAAUAUGAAAUUAAAAAUGAUUAAAGAAGGUAGAAAGAUUUAGAAUAUUAUUAUAAUAAUGAUGGCCAAAAGAUUUAUGAACCUGAGUACUUUUUAGAAAUUUUUAGUUUAGAUAUAAAACGAGACCACUCGUGUAAUCUUAAUAUUGACUCAUUUGAAAGAAAAAAAGAAAGCUUGACUAAUUAGUAUUAAAAUAAUCAAGAGAUGAUGAGCCAAGUUGACUUGACAGAUCAAUAGUAGUGUUAACCUUAUUUUAAUUUGUAAGAAAUAUAAGGAAAUGCUAUUUAGAAACAACAAUAAACGCAUAAUUUAAAAAGCUAUGAUAAUAAUAAUUACGAGAACUAAUAAUUUAAUCAGAGCUAUAAUAGCAUUUCAAACAAAAAUGAGAUUAUACAAAUUUAAUAAAACACAUUUGAUUAGUAUUUUAAAAGUGAAAAUAAUGAUAUCUCUACUUCUAUUAUAAAUAAUGAUACACAAAGCUAAAAUAAAAAUUUUUCUGAAACUCUAUGCACAGAAAGCAAAAAAUAAAAUACAUAAAACAUUCUUAAGAAUAUAGUAUAAGCAUUCUUGAAGUACUUUAAAUAAAUAAAGGACAAUAAAUUUGCGAAAGAAAAUGAGAGCAUUGCUUGGUUAGAAAGAUCUAAAGUCGUUAACAAGUAAGAGGUCUAAUAAAAGAUUUAAUUCUUACAAAAUUGCAUUAGAGAUCCAAGUGAAUUUGAAGAGUUAACUAUUUACUGA